Molecule: messenger RNA, 557 nt
Organism: Acipenser ruthenus (sterlet)
Lineage: Eukaryota; Metazoa; Chordata; Actinopteri; Acipenseriformes; Acipenseridae
Product: zona pellucida sperm-binding protein 3-like
Exons: 5
Coding region: 138-557 (139 amino acids)
Biological process (GO): binding of sperm to zona pellucida; positive regulation of acrosome reaction; egg coat formation
Cellular component (GO): extracellular matrix
Molecular function (GO): acrosin binding
Source: RefSeq, a predicted model, not a curated record
GAUGCUUCAUGUUGUAGGUAUCCGUCUACAGGCAUGGCAUUCGUCCACUUUGGAGGAAUCCAGCUCCCUUCAAGAAUCUCAAGACCUACUAUGGCUUUGCCUUAAGAACAGUGAAUGGUGACUGGGUUCCUGAUCCCAUGAUGAAUACAUUCUACCUUGGACAGCCCAUACACUUCCAAGCUACUACAAAUCUUACUGUUCCUGGGACUAAGCUUUUCAUCCACCGCUGUUAUGCAACAGCUUCGCCAGCUUUAAAUUCAACCCCCAGAUACACAGUGAUUGAGAAUUAUGGGUGCAUGGUGGACAGCAGGCAUGAAACCUGUAACUCCCAUUUUGUGACUCCCAGAACCAACAAUACAAUCAAUUUCUUUGUUGAUGCCUUCCAGUUCAACGCACUGUCCCCUCUGGUGAACAAGUACUACAUGCACUGCACAAUGGUGGUAACCAGCAGCAUGGUAACGCAGAGUACCAAGUCCUGCCACUAUGAGAAGAACACAAAAAGAUGGCGAUGGAAGAUAAGUUGGCUGCAUCUCUCUGUAGUUCUUGGAUUAUCAUGA